Phycodurus eques (leafy seadragon) is the source of this 3384-nucleotide messenger RNA. RefSeq names its product serine and arginine rich splicing factor 1a (gene srsf1a). The record is from RefSeq and is a predicted model, not a curated record. Bases 226 to 993 code for a protein of 255 amino acids. Gene Ontology annotation, cellular component: cytoplasm; nucleus; ribonucleoprotein complex. Lineage: Eukaryota; Metazoa; Chordata; Actinopteri; Syngnathiformes; Syngnathidae. Gene Ontology annotation, molecular function: mRNA binding. The transcript has 4 exons.
GUGAAGGAAGGCUGAUGCACACGCGCGAAGAUGCUCGUCGUUGUCGUCGCCGUCGCCGUCCAACGCAAACAAAACAACCACACGGAGCGUGACUGAACCUCCGCCCCGCCCCACUCUUGCGGGGAAUUGAACGUCUUAUCUCCGCUCGGGACGGCACAACCGGUGGGAUUUUGAGAGAAGUUCGUCGAGUUAGCAGCAGCGAACGAGCCCCGUCCACGAAGCGCGAUGUCUGGCGUUGUGCGAGGCCCGGCGGGGAACAACGACUGCCGAAUCUACGUGGGCAACCUGCCGCCUGACAUCCGCACCAAAGACGUGGAGGAGGUCUUCUACAAGUACGGCACCAUUCGGGACAUCGACCUGAAAAACCGCAGAGGAGGCCCGCCGUUCGCCUUUAUUGAGUUCGAAGACCCGAGGGACGCCGGCGACGCGGUGUACGGCCGGGACGGGUACGACUACGACGGCUACCGGCUGCGCGUCGAGUUCCCCCGGAGCGGCAGGGGCACCAGAGGCGGCAGCUUCGGCGGGGCCGGCGGCGGAGCCCACAGAGGCCGCUACGGCCCCCCGUCCAGACGCUCCGAGUACAGGGUGAUUGUGUCCGGGCUCCCUCAGAGCGGCAGCUGGCAGGACCUGAAGGACCACAUGCGCGAGGCGGGCGACGUGUGCUACGCCGACGUGUACCGAGACGGCACCGGCGUCGUCGAGUUUGUGCGCAAGGAAGACAUGACCUAUGCCGUCCGAAAGCUGGACAACUCCAAAUUCCGCUCGCACGAGGGAGAGACGGCGUACGUUCGCGUGAAAUUAGACGGUCCCCGCAGCCCGAGUUACGGACGAUCCCGCUCGCGCAGUCGCGGCAGCCGGAGCAGGAGCCGCAGUCGCAGUCGCAGUCCCAGCCGCAGCUGCAGCCGCAGCCGCAGCGACUCCCGAGGACGCGGACGGGCGUCGCCACGCUACUCGCCGCGACACAGCGGCUCUCGAUCCCGAUCCCGCUCCUAGAAAACCCGGUGGCGUUCCUCCCCUUCCGUCCUGUGAUGUAACUAGGGUUGCCAAAGGGCCGGGGAAUUUCCGGCACACUUCCGGAACGUGUCCAGUGCGCUUCCGUGGGAAGUUGGAGCAGAGGAAUUUGGGAAAGGUAUCGUUAUCGAGCAUAAACGCCAACAUUUUGUCUUGCCCUAAACAGACGACAUCCAUGCAAAAUACACUUAAAAAGCAUUUCCAUGGAGUUGUGAGCAGAACCUUAUCAAUAUUUACAUAUUCUAUUAAAGUCUAAUUGAAGAACAAAAACAAGGUUAAGGUGAAUAUUACUCAAGCGUAACAAACAUCUAGAUUCAUUGAGAAUAAUCAUUUGCAUUUAAUUGAGGGUUAGGCAAGAUAUUCAAUUGUAUUUGCGUGAAAUCCAGUUUUAGUGCUCAAAUUUGUCGGUCGUGUCAAAAAUACGACAGAGCUUCAGUUUGGUUGGUGAUGUUGGAAACGUUUGACGAUUAGCAUCGUCAGCACAUCUUAAUGAUUUGCACUAAUUUGUUUAUUCACAUCAAGGAAAAAAGUUACAAUAUCUUGCCCCAAAUGGUUGUAGCAUUUUUUAUAAUGACUGGCAUAAAAACAUCUGGACAUUUAGAAUCAAUUUUGCUAUUCUAACCAAAAACAACAAUUUGGUUGACUAUUUGAACUUUUGCUUCCUUUUAACAUCGACUAUCGUUGUCAUAUUAAAAACAUCUUCACGAGUGCACCUGUAUUUUCUUGUAUUAGUCAUACAAAAUUUAGUGCUCGAGGUUGGCAAAAGAUGUCCGAACGUUUUCGAAUGUCCUUUGAAGUUUUUUUUUUAUUUUAUUUGUUUUUAAUUAACGUGACCAGUCACGGCAAUUAGAGCCUUCAUUGUAUGAAAACAUCGUCUCCUCUUCGACAUGAUCGCCAAAGUAGAAAACAUUUAAGAAGAACCAAGCUUCAAUUUGGUCAUUUCCCGCUUUGAUUGCGUUGCUCCGCCCCAAAUUCCCACGGCGAGUUUGCAACUCUUGAAAAUUCCCGCCGUUUUGCAACCCUAGAUGUAAUCCCCAAAACAGUUUUUAAUGGCUCCUUUUUUUUUUUUUUUUGUCCUUGUGGUUAAACUUGGUCUGUAGAUGUACGCCCCCUCCCUCUUCCCUCCCUUCUUUUCUUCCUCCCCCUUUUCCCCCUUCUCUCUCCCCCCUCCCAAUUAUGUUGAGCCGCACAAUGCUUUUGUAACUUUUAAGAAAAAAAAAGAAAAAAGGCUUCUUAUCAUUGGAUAUUUGGCCAAACCGAGACACCAACGCUUUAACUGUAUUUUACCUUGUGUCUUCCUUUAGACUUCUGAAGAGAAGGAUUAAAGUGAUUGGGAAUAAAAACCAAUUGUGGUGGAGCGCAUUUCAUUUGUAUGGUCAGGAUAGGACAUCAAAUGGAGGCCAUGGUAUGCUUCACAUUCCGUCAAUCACGUCAUUGCUUUGUUGUUGUCGUGCAUGUCAUAGUUUUCAAACGCCUCUCUGGCCUGUAACACAGACACACGCACAAAAAAAAAAAAAAGUGUUGUGAUUGCAGUGUAACAUCUUUGAUUUUCAAAUCAGACUUGAUGCAAUGUUAGGGAUUUAUUUUUUUUUUUGUGUGGCUAUCCUGCUCUUUCUGGCAUUUUUUUGUUUUUGCCUUGCCCCCAAUUUUGUGUACGUUCUGUUCUAACGGUCUGCCUCUGAUUUUCUUCCUGGUAUUUCAAGGUUUUGAUUGGAGAGGAGUGGCUCAGUGGAUCGCAAUCCUUUGGAGCUGGAUCGAUUUUUUAGGAAAGGGAUUAUAGGCAAGGAUGGAUGCACGGGAACGGGAUCAGUUUUCCAGGAUUUCCCAACAAAAUUCUCAGAACUAAUUAACGGGGGACCUCCCGGAGCAACUUUUUUUCUUUAUUUUUAUUUUGAAAUAGCCUGCCACCUGCCUAUCUUUCAUAAAAAUGUUUCAGUGAUAAUGGCGAGAAAAUUGACGAGAGAAAAACAGAGGACCAGGAAGUUGGAUCAAAGGAUGGAAUCGUAGAUGCCUGGUAUGAGGGAAUCCAAAUCAAAAUUUGGGGAGGGUUUCAUACGGGGGAGUUAGUUUCAAUGUUGACUUCUUUGCAUAAUCUAACCUUUUUUUCUUCUAGCGUUUUCAAUAAAACACCUGAAAAAGAUCCAUCAUGCGUCUCUUAUUUAAUUUUCUUAGCCGCAAGCUAUCGUGGCCGUUUUGUAUGGUAAAAACGAGCUAGCGCAACCACGAAGAGGGUUUUAAAUGUGUAUUUAUGCAACAUUGAAUCAAUGGAAUCAUGAGCGGAAUGUUAGCAAAAUAGUCUUUUGUAAAUGUUCACGGACGCCACGGACGGCUGUUGCAUUAUGGGAGGAAAUAAGAUGCCGGCAUAGAGGCGCU